AUGGUAGCCGACACCAAUGUGCCGCUCUCGAAAAAUAAUGGGAUUUUGAGAGCGGAUAGAAGUUGCUUGGGUUGGUUCGACGACCAGCCGCUGGAGUCGGUGGUCUACUUGAGCUUCGGGAGCCUUGUGGUGAUCACAAGGGACCAGGUCAUGGAUUUUUUGUACCUAGUCGAGUGGGCCCCACAAGAGGGGGUCUUGGCCCACCCAGCCAUUGGCUGUUUCCCGAGCUACGACGGGUGGAACUCGACCCUCGGAGGCCGUCGCUGCCGAGUCCCGGUGAUCUGCUGGCCCCGCUUCGCCGUCCAAAUGGUGAACAUCACGUUCGUGGGCCAUGUGUGGAGGAACGGGGUGGACGUGAAAGACACGCGCGACGCAGUCGUGGUCGAGAGGGUGGUGAGAGAUUUGAUCGAUCCAGAGAGGGACAACGAGUUCAGAUACUCUGCAGAGAAGAUGGCAAAGCUCGUCAGAACAAGUUCUGGCUUCGGAGGCUCGUCCUAUCGCCACCGAGAGAGGUUGAUUAUGGAUAUCAAGCACAUGGCAGCUCAUCAAAAUCGGAUUCCCAAUUGA
Messenger RNA from Rhodamnia argentea, 567 nucleotides. RefSeq names its product myricetin 3-O-rhamnoside 1,2-glucosyltransferase UGT709G2-like. Bases 1 to 567 code for a protein of 188 amino acids. The transcript is spliced from 2 exons. Gene Ontology annotation, molecular function: UDP-glycosyltransferase activity. The record is from RefSeq and is a predicted model, not a curated record. Lineage: Eukaryota; Viridiplantae; Streptophyta; Magnoliopsida; Myrtales; Myrtaceae.